Messenger RNA from Aaosphaeria arxii CBS 175.79, 7402 nucleotides. Its product is annotated as P-loop containing nucleoside triphosphate hydrolase protein. The record is from RefSeq and is a predicted model, not a curated record. The transcript is spliced from 7 exons. Gene Ontology annotation, molecular function: ATP hydrolysis activity; helicase activity; ATP binding. The coding region runs from base 56 to 7216 and encodes 2386 amino acids. NCBI's taxonomy places the organism in Eukaryota, Fungi, Ascomycota, Dothideomycetes, Pleosporales.
CUUGAUUAUUUUGCCUCAUUCUUUAUUUUAUCGAUACAUCAGCCGAAGCCCCAGUAUGGCCAGUCAGGGAGACGCAGCAAAGCGAACAGCUGGUUUACAGAAGCUCUUUGGUCAAGUAAUUCACGGCCAUCGGGAUCUUAAAACCGUGGCGGAUGGCAAUCGGUUUCUAGAGGCAUUGUGCUCAUAUGAAGAUGCUGCGAAAUGCGUCGAACGCCUGGUCGCUGGCCCAAAAGGCUACGAUGCAAUUGGCGCAGCAUUUCGUUUCUCUGGGGAUUGCUCUUUCCUGAACGGCCCAGGAAGCCGAGCAAUCCUCUAUCUUUCCAAUCCGGCUCUCAAACAACUGCACAGUGGAGGGUUCCUCCCCCGCAUUCUGAAAGCGAUCCUCGACCCUCCGACAUACUGGAAUACGAUGAUUGAAGCCCAUCAUACGGGCGUGCUCACUGCAGACGCUACCCAAGCGUUUGCAUGGCUCCUACUGGAGCUUCUUUGCUCUCAUAACGACGGCUUGCCAGAUGCCCGUUCGGUUGCGGAGCAAGUCUCUCAAAGUGGAUCGUUGGUUACCGCAGAAACUCCCGAAACGCGCGGCUUUGGGCACAAGAUUCAACAUGUUCUUCAUAGUACUUCUUCGAAUGACCUUGAUGGCCCUGGAGGACGUCACGACAAUGACUUCGCUGACUUCAAGAAAAUCAAAAUCCUGCCAACAUCCGACGAAUUUUUGAGUACCGAAAAACCAUUUUACCGAACAGCUAAUGCUAUCGAUGCUGAGGAACCUGGAAGUCGGCCAUUUGUUCAUCUCGACAAUCAGUUCCGCCUCCUACGUGAGGAUUUUAUGGGUGAGUUACGACAUGACUUCCAUGUGGCUACUGGACAGAAGAAGGGUCGCAAGAAGCUUGUUCUUUCAAACUCGACAUUGGAAGGAGUCAAUUGUGGGACCGAGUCCAGGCCCAAGGCAUGUUCUUUGAAAUUUCGUUGCGAGGCAGACAUUCCACAAUUGCAAGCAAUUGAAAAGAUACAUCUUCGUAAAGCGCAUCUUUCGGCAAAUAAGAACAUUCUGAAGCAUCUAUCUUUCGGCUGCUUGAUUAGCGAAGGAAAGGUGCUUGCUUUUGCCAACAUCGAUAGAGAUGAGGACCAGCUAGCAAAGAACCCCCCUGUUCUAACUUUGAAGAUUGCUAGUAGCUCCUCUUUCGAUCAGAUCUUGCUCACAAGUCGGCUGAAGCGAGACCUUCACUUCGUGUUGGUAGAGACAGCUGUCUUCGCAUUUGAGCCCAUCCUAAGACGCCUUCAAAAUAUGGAAACUAUACCCCUGCACCAACAGAUAUUAGGAGAGCGCAUGGAGGUUACCGAAUCAAUUUCUUCACCCCUGCUAGAUGAUAUUGUCCGGAUAAUCCGCGAAAGCUGGGAGAAUGACCUGCAGGAUGUGCUUGGGACAACUAAACAAGUGCGGUUGGAUGCUGCUCAGACCGAGUCACUACUUACCGGGCUACUAAAUCAAGUGAGCCUUAUACAAGGCCCUCCAGGGACAGGAAAAUCGUUCAUAGGCGCUUUGAUCGCGAAGAUAUUGCAUGACCGCACCGACGAGAUUCUGCUUGUCUUGACGUACACAAACCAUGCGCUCGAUCAAUUCAUCGACGACCUCCAACGCAUUGGUAUACCUCCCAACUCAAUUGUACGGCUCGGCCACCGCUCAAGUGCAGGAAACAAGGCAUUGUCUCUCUCUGGUCAGAGUUCUGACUACCGCCGCAGCAGAGAGACAUAUGAAUUGUUGGAUAAUGAGAAGAAAGCGGCGGACAGCUUCCGUGCUGCCAUCACGAAUAAAAUGAACGGAUUAAAUAACGCUCCUAUCAAGAGGAGUGAAGUCCUAGAGUUUCUAGAGUUCUCAGACGACUCGGAAUUCUUCGAUGCAUUCACCAUUCCGGAAGAAAAUGGUGAGAUGACCAAAGUAGGGAAGGGUGGCAAACGUAUUGAUCGUUUGUAUCUCCUUGAACGAUGGUUAGAUGGAAAAGGUGCUGGGAUUUUCCGAGAACAAGCUGAGAUUGAUUUUCCUACAGUAUGGAAUGUUGACCGUCGAGAACGGCCUGCUCUCUGGGACAAGUGGGUGACAGACCUUGUACAGGACCAAGCAUCGGACCUUGGUCAUCUCAUGGCACGAUACAAUAAGUGCUGCGAGAGAAUUGACCAGUUGUAUAACUCGAAAGACGGUGAUAUUUUGAGCACCAAGCGCAUCAUUGCCGCCACCACCACUGGGGCAGCAAAAUACGCAGAAGCAAUCCAAAAAGCAUCACCGGGUGUCAUACUGGUUGAAGAGGCUGGAGAGAUCCUUGAGAGUCACAUCCUAACGGCCAUGACGAUCAAGACCAAACAGCUCAUCUUGAUCGGCGACCACCAACAGCUACGACCGAAAGUCAACAAUUAUGCCUUGACGAUAGAGAAAGGAGAUGGGUUCAAUCUGAAUGUGUCCCUUUUCGAGCGGUUAGUUGUUGCGGGUUUUCCUCACACCACGCUCAAACAGCAACACAGAAUGCGCCCAGAGAUAUCAACACUGAUCAGAAAAUUGACAUAUCCAGACUUGAAAGAUGCAUCAACAACACUUGGCAGACCUGAUUUGAGGGGGUUUCAGGACAAUAUAAUGUUUCUUUCUCACGAUCAUCUCGAGCUCAAUGCUGAGCGCAUUGCCGACCGUCGGGAUGAAGGAGCAAAGACCAGCAAAGAAAAUCAAUAUGAGGCCGAAAUGGUCUUGAAGUGCGUUCGCUAUAUUGCUCAGCAAGGAUACGGCACGGAUGAUAUCGUGGUUCUUACCCCUUACUUGGGUCAACUUUACCUGCUUAUGAAACUACUCUCCACGGAUAACGAUCCUGUAUUGAACGAUUUGGAUUCAUUUGAGCUUACCCGUGCUGGUCUACUCACUUCAGCCGCCGCUGGCGUACAGAAGAGGCGGCUUAAGAUAUCCACAAUAGACAACUAUCAAGGCGAGGAAAGCGACAUUGUUAUAGUCUCUUUGACCAGGAGCAAUAAAAAUGGCGGCAUUGGAUUCAUGUACUCACCUCAAAGAGUCAAUGUUCUUCUAUCCCGGGCGAGGAAUGCAUUGAUUAUGAUUGGAAAUGCAGAGACGUUUGUGAAGAGCCGUAAAGGCCAAGAAGUAUGGGUGCCAUUGCUCGACCAACUGCGGAAGAACGGGCAUGUGUAUGAUGGUUUUCCGGUGAGAUGCGAGCAGCAUCCACAAAAAGAAGCGAUGAUAACCACAAAAGAUGAAUUCGAUUCAUUAUGCCCGGAUGGUGGAUGCGCAGAACCUUGCGGAGUGCAAUUGAAUUGUAAAAUGCACACGUGUCCACAGCGCUGCCAUCAACUUCAAGAUCAUAGCAAAAUGGCUUGUCGAGCUGUUGUUGUAUCGCAUUGUCCUCAGAAGCACAAGAUAAAGCGACGAUGUCAUGACAUAGCAGCUUUAUCAUGCAAAACUUGCGACGAGGAGGCCAAGGAGAAGCAGCGGAAGAUUCAGCGUGACUUUCAGCUCGACGAAGAAAGAAAAACGAAGCAACUGGAUUAUGCCAUCAAGCUCAAAAAAAUCAAAGACGAGAUGGAGCAUCAGAAGCGCAUUCUCCAGGACGAAGCAGAUGAGCAAGAUAUGCAGAGAACACUCGCCCAAGAGGAAAAGGACCUGGAAGAAUUCAAGAAGAGAGUUUCAACAAGAAAAGCACAGAAUAAGGCUAAAGCAACAGAGGAAGGCACAUCCCAUGGCAAACAACACACAACACAGACUACUAACAGUCAGCCAAAUCCGACCAAGUCCACGGAUUCUACAACAGCAUCUUCAUCAACCUCGAACAAAGGGUCACAGAAGAUAGAUCAGAAGAGUCCAGCCCAAGACGAUUGGGACCAUCAGAAGAAGUUUGAAGGAGCCCAGAGUGAGGCAUUGGAUGCGCUGAUGGCUAUGAUUGGCCUCGAAUCCGUGAAACAGGAAUUUCUCGCUAUCAAAGCGAAAGUCGACACUGUCGUUCGUCAACAAAUUUCUUUGAAGGAUGAGCGCUUUGGCGCCUCCUUACUUGGCAACCCUGGAACAGGAAAGACGACAGUGGCGCGCCUGUAUGUGAAGUUUCUCUUCGAAGUUGGUGCACUCCCGGGAUGCCAUUUCUUGGAGACCUCAGGAUCAUCAUUAGCAAAUGACGGCGUCUCAGCGUGUAAAUCUCAUAUUGAUACGAUCUUGAAAGAGGGAGGCGGUGCCUUCUUCAUCGACGAAGCGUAUCAGCUCGUGGCUGGUCACAAUCCUGGCGGGAAAUCAGUUCUGGACUACCUCCUUGCCGAGAUUGAGAACCUCACGGGUAAAAUUGUUUUCGUCUUAGCCGGGUAUCACAAAAACAUGGAAGCAUUCUUCGGCCACAAUCCUGGAAUUCCAAGUCGCAUCCCAAAAACUUUUGUGUUCGACGAUUACGAUGACAAGGAAUUGCAGCACAUUCUAAGCCACUACUUGCACAAGAAGUACAAUGGCUGCAUGGAAGUUGAAGACGGGAUGAGCGGCUUAUAUAUACGUAUUGCGGCACGUCGAAUAGGACAAGGACGCGGUCGUGAUGGAUUUGGCAAUGCUCGUGAGGUUCAGAAUAAGAUUUCUCAAAUUACAGACCGCCAGGCAAGACGGCUGCACAAAGAAAGAAGGGAGGGCUUACGGCCAAACGACAAUUUCCUCAGCAAGGUUGAUCUGAUUGGGCCGGAACCAUCCUCUGUACUUCAGAAUAACAAAGCAUGGAACAGACUGAAGGAGAUGAUUGGGUUGAAGGCAGUCAAGGAAGCUAUUCAAGUACUGCUGGAUGGACUGCAGACCAACUACCAUCGCGAACUAGAAGAAAAGCCUCUGGUUCAAUAUUCAUUGAACAAAUGUUUCAUCGGUUCACCUGGAACAGGGAAAACGACGGUUGCCAAACUCUACGGACAAAUACUGAAAGAUAUUGGCUUUCUAUCGAAUGGAGAAGUGGUAGUCAAGAACCCAGCGGAUUUUGUCGGAAACGUUCUUGGGCAAUCAGAAAGUAACACCAAAGGCAUCCUGGCAUCUACCAUUGGUAAAGUCUUGAUCAUUGACGAGGCAUACAUGCUUGCCGGAGGAGGUACUGCUGAUAUAUACAAGACGGCCGUAAUUGACACUUUGGUGGCCGAGGUCCAAAGCACACCUGGCGAGGAUCGAUGCGUGCUCUUACUCGGAUAUAAAGAUCAGAUGGAAGAAAUGUUGCGAGAUGUGAACCCAGGGCUCGCUAGGCGAUUUCCUCUUGAUUCUGCGUUCGUGUUUGAGGAUUUCACUGACUCCGAGCUUCGACGAGUUCUCGACCUUAAAUUGAAAGACACUGGUUUCGAAGCAACUGAUCAAGCUAAGUCAACAGCUAUGGAAGUCCUCAAGCGAGCUCGAAAUCAACCCAACUUUGGUAACGUAGGCGAGGUAGAUAUCAUCCUCGACCGAGCCAAGGCAUUGCAUCAAAAACAUCUCACCGGAGGCAUGGUGUCGAGCAAAGACACAUUUGAUGCCAUUGAUUUUGAUCCAAACUUUGAUAGGACAGCACGGGCAGCUAUCGAUCUGCCAUUGCUCUUCCGCGAUGUGGUGGGAUGUGAAGACCUCAUCAAACAGCUUCAGGGCUAUCAAACAACAGUUGCAAACAUGAAAGCCCUUGGCUUGGAUGCACGUGAGCAAAUUCCAUUCAACUUUUUGUUCAAAGGGCCGCCAGGCACUGGCAAAACAACUACUGCCCAGAAGAUGGGCAAAGUAUUCUACGACAUGGGCUUCCUAGCACAGGCAAAAGUGAUCGAAUGCUCUGCUACCGAUAUGAUCGGCCAGUACGUCGGCCAUACAGGACCUAAAGUUCAGAAACUACUUGAAAAGGCGAUGGGUAAGGUACUCUUCAUUGACGAGGCCUACCGCCUAGCAGAAGGCGGUUUCGCGAAUGAGGCUAUGGAUGAGCUUGUCGACUGCUUAACAAAGCCGCGGUUUGCACAGAAGCUUGUCACUAUACUGGCUGGAUAUGAUGAAGACAUGAACAGGCUCAUGAGUAUCAACCCUGGGCUCACGAGCAGAUUCCCAGAAUCAGUCAUAUUCCGGGCUUUAGAGCCGCCUACAUGCCUGAAGCUUCUGAUAAAUGUCCUAUCUGACUUACGCAAGCGAAAGCAGGUACCUUUGGAUCUUGGAGUACUUUCGCCUCCUUCAGCGCAACUUUCCAAGAAAGUUAUUGAGCACUUUCGACUUCUUGCGACUUCGAAAUCAUGGGGAAAUGCUCGAGAUGUCAAAUCCUUGGCGAAGUCAAUGUUUGGUAGCUUGAUUUCUGCACCUGGUGAACUUCCUACCAAGCUUGUCCUGACAGAAGAUAUCAUCCUCACGGUCAUGGAGACUAUGUUGAAAGAACGUUCCCAUCGCAAUGAAGCUGCGGGUACAUCGCGCUUUCCGCUCAUGCAGCGAGCCCAGCAACCGCAACAAAGCAAUAGCCAGGACCGAGGCAAUAACCAGCCUGAUAUCAAACUUGACACUUCUGUUUCCCCGGGCGAGCCGCCGACCAAGAAAUCUGAAGUCGUAAAGGAGCUUGCCGAGGAGCAAGCGCGGCCGCAGCCUCAGAGUAACGAUGGUCGCGAUCCGAAUGUAUCGGAUGAGGUGUGGCAUCAAUUGGAAGACGAUAAACGCCUAGCACUUGAGCGUGAGAAAGAGCUCCAACACCUGCUCCAUGAGAAGAUCUUGGAGGAGAAAAAGAUCGCUGAGCUCGGACGGACGGAGCAGGCUGCACUUGAAGCAGAAGAAAGACGCAAACUAGAGGAAGAGAAAAUCCGACGUGAGGUAGAACGACAAAGGAGAGAGGAGGAGCAAAAGAUUGCUGAGCUCAAACGGGAAGAGCAGGCUGCACUUGAAGCCGAAGAAAAACGUAAAUUGGAGGAAGAAAUCAUUCGGCGAGAGAUGGAGCGACGCAGGCGAGAAGAGGAGCAAAGGAUUGCUGAGCUCAAGCGGGCAGAGCAAGCUGCACUUGAAGCAGAACAAAGACGCAAAAUGGAGGGAGAAAUGAUGCGACGAGAGAUGGAGCGGCGAAGAAGAGAGAAAGAGUUAUUGGAAAGGGAGCGCGAAAGGAAAAGGGAGAUGGAAGUACAGGAAAAGCUGAGGAUGAUGGGCGUGUGCUGUCAAGGCUUCAUGUGGAUUAAACAGUCUGGUGGAUAUCGAUGUGCGGGUGGAUCUCAUUUUAUGAGCAAUUGGGCUCUGGGCCUCUGAGCUCUUUACUUUGCGAAUUUAAGAACGUGUACAAACAAUCAUGAUACACGUUUAUAUAGUUGAAGUGUAUUUGUUGAGAUCUCUUGUCGUUGGAACGAUAAUGGUCCCAGGCAUGAGCUUUUGGUUUACGCGAUUGAAGGCCAGAAACGACCCAGUAUUCGAGUUCUUCAAUUUCUAGGUUACGCC